CUAAUGAAAUUAUUUCAAUAUGAUUAUUAUAAUGAUCUUUAUGAAAUUAGCUGUGACGCUAAGCCUAAAAAUAUUUUCCUAUCAAACAUUUCAGUUAUUUAUGAAAUAGAAGCAGCAAACUAUAUAAUUGAAAUACAAUUAGUUAUUGAAUAA
Dracunculus medinensis (Guinea worm) is the source of this 153-nucleotide messenger RNA. The record is from the annotation of a GenBank genome assembly. Lineage: Eukaryota; Metazoa; Nematoda; Chromadorea; Rhabditida; Dracunculidae.